Belonocnema kinseyi is the source of this 1175-nucleotide messenger RNA. Its product is annotated as nucleoporin Nup43. Gene Ontology annotation, molecular function: protein binding. The transcript has 6 exons. NCBI's taxonomy places the organism in Eukaryota, Metazoa, Arthropoda, Insecta, Hymenoptera, Cynipidae. The coding region runs from base 245 to 889 and encodes 214 amino acids. Gene Ontology annotation, cellular component: nuclear pore outer ring. The record is from RefSeq and is a predicted model, not a curated record.
CAACGAUACAAUCCGCCAUCUUGUAACUUUUUCAGUAGCAACUAGCAAGUUUUUUGGCGCGGUUGUGGCAGCCGGUGAAUUAUUUAAAGAAAACUAAGAAUAUGCUUUAUUCACCACUAAUAUAUUGUUAAAAGAUUGAAUAUUUUUCAACUAAUUUAAAAUUUCUAAUUUUCUUUUAUAUAAAAUUAGUAAAAAUAUAAGAUAAAGAUAGAAAUAGGCAUAUUGUAAAAAGAUAACCUCAAAAAUGACGAGUGAACAAAACGCACAAGGAACAUUCGUUUCCGAGAAAAUUUCCAAAAUCAGGUGGCAACAUGAACCUUUUUCAGAAACAAAAACAUUUUUAACAGGCAGUUGGGACAAUCCGUAUAAUAAAAUCACGUACUGGACAUUCCAAACCAACGAGGAUGACGAAUCUUAUCCAGUUGUUGUAACGUCCUUUUCAGUCUGUGGAGAUGUUACAGAGCUUCAGUUUAUAAGCAAGGACUUUUUCGUUGCUUCAUCGUCCGAAGGUACUGUAAAAAUCCUCCAAAUUCAAAGUGAUCCAUACUCGCAGUUCAAGGAACACAUAACUUGGAAAAAUAUACAUCGUUUCUCUACGGAAGAGACUGCACCUUGUACUGCUUUUUCGACUUUUGAGCAGGACAUAGUUUCAGUUGGAGAGGAUGGCAGAAUAAAUUUGCUCACCGCUCAGCAAAAGGAAGUAGUGAGGACGAUUGAUAACGCAGAUAGUUGUUCAUUGUGUUCUGUUGACUUUUUGAGACACAACGAAAUCCUGACGGGAAACAAUCGAGGUCACAUGAAAAUCUGGGAUCUUAGAAACGACCAACAAAAACCCGUUUCUUUCAUGCUCUCAGAUCAAACGACGAUGAUGCCGAUUCUCACUGGCUAAAUUCAUUCGGCGGCAAAGGAAAAGUAUCUGUUUGCGCAAGUGUCCACAAACCCAUAAAUAGUAUCGAUAUCAGCAAAUCCACUUUGUUAUUUGGCUGCGACAAUGAAGCCUUGUACACUGUUAGAAACGUAGCUUUAUAAUAAUAAUAAUAAUAAUAAUAAUAAUUGUGUUUAUAAAAAAUAAAAAUUUUCGUACAUUUGCUUUCCAAACAGAAACAGAAAGCGUGCGUUGUAAUUACUUUAUUGGAAUGAAAUGAUACAGUGAAAUAAAACCUCAUUCACAAUAA